Macadamia integrifolia is the source of this 1277-nucleotide messenger RNA. Its product is annotated as zinc finger CCCH domain-containing protein 15-like. The record is from RefSeq and is a predicted model, not a curated record. The transcript is spliced from 3 exons. The coding region runs from base 123 to 1106 and encodes 327 amino acids. NCBI's taxonomy places the organism in Eukaryota, Viridiplantae, Streptophyta, Magnoliopsida, Proteales, Proteaceae. Gene Ontology annotation, molecular function: mRNA binding; metal ion binding.
AGUUCGUCCCCUUCUUUUUAUCGGAAUUCUAUUUCUGUUUUUUUCUUUCUCCAAUUCUAUCUCCUCUUCCCUUUCUCAAAACACAUAGAGCUUAUUACCUCUUGUGCUUAUCCAUUCAACAAAUGCAGAAAGAAAAAUCUUCCACCGAUGAUGGCUUCAGUCCUUCUGCUUCACCACCAUCGCAAUAUGAAGGCUUCGGUUUCAGUUCUUUCUGUUCCUCUUCAUUCCCUACGAAAACAUCUCUCUCGAACUCCGACUCACUAAGCCUCUCUGGUUGCUCCUGCGACGAAGAUAGAAACGAAAUAGCCACAGAGAGUCAACUCUACCUAGCUCGUCUCACCUUAGAAUACGACCAACUGGUCGAUCGGUACCGUUUAUGCUAUAAUCAUCUUCAGGAAGUUCUCAAAGAGAAGGAAGCUCUUCGGCAAGAGAAGGCAGAAUUUCAAAUGGCGAAUAUUGAAUUGACCGAUCGAUUGAGUCUCUUAACUCAAGCUUUCCUUCGGAACCGUUUCAUCCCGUCUAGUUAUCCUUCUCCAUCGAUCAUUAACGAUUUCCAUCGUCUGUGUCUUGGAGAUAAGGUACUGGCUAGUCGCGUUUCGGCUGAUCCUCUGGAUGCGAGUCCAACAAGUGUAAUAGGAAAUUAUCCAUUCGAGAAGAGGAGCUUGGAGCGGGUUUCUUUACCGAAGAGCAUUUCAGUUCGUUCCAAUGGGUACUUGAAGAUGAAUCAAACCCAUGGAAGCGAUGGAACUUCAAGUGGCACCAGCCGACUCCGAGUUGCUAGUCCCGUCGCUAAUGGAACGCAUGUGCCGGUGACUUGCGGAAAGAAAGAAGAGGAAGCCGUGGAGUUGGAGGUGUUCAAUCAAGGAAUGUUCAAGACGGAGUUGUGCAACAAGUGGCAAGAGACUGGUACGUGUCCUUACGGAGACCAUUGUCAGUUUGCACACGGCGUCUCUGAGCUUCGCCCUGUUAUUCGCCACCCUCGCUAUAAGACGGAGGUUUGCCGGAUGGUUCUCGCCGGAGAUAAAUGUUCGUAUGGCCACCGCUGCCACUUCCGCCACGCGCUUACAGAGGAGGAGAGAUUUGUGGGCUCUGCUUUAAAACCUUAAUGAAUAAGUAUGAGAGUAAGUGUAAGUAGUUGAUCAUUGAUGAAAUAUCUUGAUUCGGGAUGAUCUUGCGCUGGAAGGACAUGGACAGUGACUUCAGCUAAAGAGGGACUCCAUUUUUUUGUAUUAAUUAAUUACAUGUUAUAAGUAAUCAAUAAUUCAUUUAUUUUCUUC